Messenger RNA from Portunus trituberculatus (swimming crab), 2564 nucleotides. RefSeq names its product SET domain-containing protein SmydA-8-like. The transcript has 5 exons. The record is from RefSeq and is a predicted model, not a curated record. Bases 689 to 2410 code for a protein of 573 amino acids. NCBI's taxonomy places the organism in Eukaryota, Metazoa, Arthropoda, Malacostraca, Decapoda, Portunidae.
UUUGUCAUUCAUUAUCAGUUUGGCGUCCAUUACCAGUGCUAUCGUCCAUCACAACGCCAGCCUGUGUCCCUGCAGGUCUGAGGUGACGCGGGAAUACCUCACCGUCAGGAAUCCAGCAGGGCGUCCAAUAGAGAAAGACCGUCCUUCAACCUAACCCUCGCCGCUAUCAUCUUGCUCGCUUCUAUACGGAUACGGGAAAUAGUGCGUGUGUGCGUGUGUGCGUGCGUGUCAGGGAAUUCGGCAGCUUCCGGCCCCAGAGGACUACAAACGUCGCGACACGGGGCGGAAAAGAGGGUGGUAAAGACAGGGAGACAGGAAGUGUUAAAGGGAGAGACAGAGACAGAGAGGUAGGGCACGUGCGGCAGCUCCCAAAAUAGUGCACCUACUAUAUAGGUGAGCCAGGCCGCCGUGCCAGUCUGCAGUGCCCGCCCGUCCGCCGCGCCACGCCCACACGCCUGCCACCGCCUUACAGGACGUCUUCAUUGAGUGACAAUUGAGCUGUGGUGUUGAUUGGUGAGUGGUGAGGCGGGCUGCUUGACAGUGUGUCAGUGCGGCAGUGUGGUGACCCCGGACUGUGUUCAUUGUACCGCCCCGCCCCGCUUAGCUCCGUCCCGCCCCGCUGGCUGACCGGCCGAACGUCCAGCGUCCUUGUGACCACCAGCAAAGCAAUUCAAGCCGCCCUCAGGACAUGGGCGGCGCUGAAGCUCCUGAUGGGGACGCAGGGGGGGAGGUGGGGGUGUUGGAGGAGCGUCUACGAGGAUUGCUGAGCCACAACCCCGCCUGGCUGGGGCAGGACGGGGCGCCCCCGUGGUGUGCAGACCUCUCCAUGAAUCACGAGGAGCUGCUGGAGCGGACCCGCCAAUGGGCAGCAGCGGGAUGCGGGGCGCAAGGGGCGUCAGGCUCUAUCGCGGCUCCCAUGCGGGUGGCACACAGCGAGGAACUCGGGCGUCACCUGGUGGCGACGCGGGACGUGGCGGCGGGGGAGGUGGUGGUGGUGGAGCCGCCGCUGCUACUGGCGCUGAGGGAGAGGUCGCCGCCUUCCUGCCUCACCUGCUUCCGCCGAGCUACCGUCUACACGUGCCCCGCCUGUGGGUUCUUCCUGUGUGGCCCGGAGUGCGGCGCGGCGGCCCACGCCGAGGAGUGCGGGGUGCUACGCCGCCUGGGGCUGGGCCAGCCGGCGCCACGCCCUGAGGAGGAGGCGCGGCUGGCGGCGCUGCCUGACGAGCAGCGUGCCCAGGCCAGGGAGAUGCUGCAGCAGGCGGCGGCCACCGCGGAGCAGCAGCGGCGCCUGGAAGUGUUGCGGCAGUACCGUCUGGUGGCUGCGGUGAGGACGCUGCUGGUCAUGCACCGCAGCCCCGCCGUGGCCGCAGCGGUGGCAGCGCUGCAGGGCCGCGUGAACCCUUCCUCGACCCGGCACGCCAACCACCAGCGGCGCGUGGUGGAGGUGGCAGUGGGGCAGCUAGGCGUGACCAACGACCCGGCCCUAGCGCACCGCGUGUGUGCCGUGUGGGACACCAAUGGGUUCGAGGUGCCCCUAGCAUGGGGCAACCGCGUGGUAGGCCUCUUCCCCGUCAGCUCGCUGCUCACACACGACUGCCGCGCCAACACCCAGCAGUGGUUCACGGCCGAGGGCGUGGUGGUGGUGCGCGCCGUGACGCGGGUGGCGGCGGGGGACGUGCUCACUACAUGCUACACGGACCCCCAGUGGGCCACACUGCUGCGGCAGGACCACCUGCGCAUCUCCAAGCAGUUCACGUGCACGUGUGCCCGAUGCCGCGACCCCACCGAGCUGGGCACCUUCCUGGGCUCCCCCUGCUGCCCCGCCUGCCGCCUGCCCCUCCUGUCUACCGACCCGCUGGACCCCCAGGCCCCGUGGCGCUGCAGCAACCACACCUGCACCCACACCGCCACCGCCGCCCAGGUGGCGGGGGUGGGGGCCGGGAUCGGGGCCAAGCUGAAGGGCCUCACACCGAAUGACGCCGCUGCCCUGGCCUCCCUCAGCAGACAGCUCGAGGAGAUGCUGCCCUCCACCCACCACGUCCUCAUGCAGCUCCACGUGUCCACCCUCAAGACACUCGUCGCCAGGGACCUGCGGGAGGUGAAUGACGAGGACCUCUCUACCCUCUUGGCCAUCUCGUCUCUCGUCAUGGGUGUCCUCCGCCGUCUGGAGCAGCCCCUCACACGCCUCAGCGUGAGGAUGGGCCGUGAGGAGAUACGCCUGGCUGUGGAGAGUGAGCGGCGAGGCUUGGUGGCGGGACAGGCGGCGAGGGACAGACUCCAGGAGCUGCGGGGCGUGGCUGAGGAGUGCAAGCUGGUGAUGGGGUGGGACACGAGAAUGCCGCCCUUCCAGAGUGUCUAUAGUGAGUACCGCGGCGCCCUCCAGCGGCUGGCCACGGAGACUCAAGGGUAAACAAUCGCAAGGGCUUCGUGGGGCGUGGGGUAAUGGGAGUGAUUUGUCAAGUGUGUUAUGUGUUGUUGCUAUAGUGCGCUCUCUCUCUCUCUCUCUCUCUCUCUCUUUCUCUCUCUCUCUCUUUCUUUCUUUCUCUUCCUUUUUCUUUCUUUAU